AUGCAACACAUCGCUCGCAACUUUAUUACGCGCGGCAUUUCACAGAAUGCCCUACUGAUAUCUGCACUUGGAGUUCGUUCUUUAUCCACCGCUGCUUCCAGCUCACCAGUCUCACGCGCAAUAGUAUAUUCAGCCAAUGGUCCUGCUUCCUCAGUCUUGAAAGUAGUUUCGUACAAACUCGCGCCCUUGACGCCGAAAACUGUUUAUCUCAAAUUCCUCGCCGCUCCUAUUAAUCCGUCAGAUAUUAAUACUAUCGAAGGCUCUUACCCGAUCCAAGUAAAGCUCAGAAAUCUAGAAAAAGAAGGCGCGGAAGAAGAGCAACACGAUAAAGUGAAGUAUGUAAAAAAAGGAAGAAUUACGGAAGAAAAUGGUCUGGUAGCUGUCUGCGGAAAUGAAGGCGUUGCAGAGGUUAUCGAAGUUGGGAGCGAAGUUAAAAAUAUCAAGAAAGGCGAAUGGGUUAUCAUGCGAAGAUCUGGGUUUGGUACUUGGCGCACCUACGCUGCUGCAUUUGCCGAUGACUUAAUCCCGAUAGACUGUACUUCCAUCUCCCCAAUCGUCGCGUCAACUAUAUCAGUCAAUCCGUGUACAGCGUACAGAAUGUUAAAAGACUUUGUAAAAUUGAAGGAAGGUGAUUGUAUCGUGCAGAACGGAGCAAAUAGCGCUGUUGGGCAGAUGGUCAUACAGCUUGCGAAAUUUUGGGGUUUAACGAGCAUUAACAUUGUUAGGGAAAGAUCAAACUACAAUGAAGUUGUCCAGCAUCUUCGCUCCCUUGGCGCAACAUAUGUUAUCCCAGACACUAUGCUCACCACUCCAUCUUCGCUUUCCCAGUUUGUCUCCUCGCUUCCCCCUUCAACCAACGCUGUGCUCGGACUAAACUGCGUCAGUGGUCCAAUCGCGACGCAUAUGUGUAAACUACUAUCUCCUUCCGCGACCGUUGUAACAUAUGGCGCGAUGUCGCUGCAACCCAUCCGUCUUGCGGCGUCUCUGCUGAUCUUUAAGGAUUUUAGAUUUGUAGGAUUCUGGAUGACUAGAUGGUACAAGGAGAUGGAAGCAAAAGGAGGAAAUGAUAGAAAGGAAAUGUUAGAAGAACUACUAGAUAUGUUUAGAACAGGUAAAAUCAACGUUCCACAAUAUGAUGUGGUUAAGUGGGGUCAGGAGGAGAGCGAAGAGGAAGCGUUGAAUACGGUAAGUAACAUCUUGAAGAAAAGAACAAAGAUGAAUGCAAAGAAGCAGAUCUUUAGCAUGGUGUAA
Molecule: messenger RNA, 1251 nt
Organism: Paraglomus occultum
Lineage: Eukaryota; Fungi; Glomeromycota; Glomeromycetes; Paraglomerales; Paraglomeraceae
Source: the annotation of a GenBank genome assembly